Messenger RNA from Xyrauchen texanus (razorback sucker), 840 nucleotides. Its product is annotated as saxitoxin and tetrodotoxin-binding protein 2. The transcript has 6 exons. The coding region runs from base 63 to 671 and encodes 202 amino acids. The record is from RefSeq and is a predicted model, not a curated record. Lineage: Eukaryota; Metazoa; Chordata; Actinopteri; Cypriniformes; Catostomidae.
UAUAAGGUACUUGUGCUGCAAAAAUAGUGCAGCAUUAUCAAAAAUCUUUCUUAGGUUCUACAAUGUUCAAUUUGGUGCUCUUGACUGCAGUUCUCUGCCUGUUUAGUUUGAGUCAGGCCACUCUGCCGGACUGCAUGGGGAUCACAACACCACUAAUGCUGGAAGAGAACAACAAAAGUAUCAUGGGUAAAUGGAUCUUCCUUGAAGGCAUAGCAGAUCACCACUUGUUCACAUAUAUCUUGAAGACGUUGAACAGCUCGUGGAUAACGUUUGGCCCCAGAUCUCUUGCCAACUCUGUUACCCUCAGUCAAGGAAACAUGCUACGUGGAAAGUGUGAGUUCAGAGCUACAGAGGUAACUGUACAAGAUAGCACUAUUCAUAUCAGUGAAAAUGACACAAUUACAGAGGGCAAGUUCCUGCCAUCCUGUUUGGACUGUCUCACCAUGAGCUUCAUCAGCCAAAUACAAAAUGUCACCAUAAAAUCACUCUACUUCUUCAAGCGGGAAAGCAACAGAACUGAGUCUAAUAUGGACAUGUACUGGAAGCAAGCUGAGUGUCUUGGAUUUAAAAGAGAUGCCCAGUACUCCUAUGAUGGUGUAACAGAACUCUGUCAUGAGGCCAAGGACAACUCAUCUAACCAGAGGUCCAAUUUGGACAAGUCCGAUCAAUAAAUAAUGAACAUAUAAUAAUUUGUAUUAAUGGAAUAAGACAAACACUGUGCAAGCAUUAAAGUAUAUACAUUCACAGAUGUUAAUUCUAAGAGACUCUAACAAAACAUACUGUAUGUUUAUUUGAUAUAUGUAUGUCAUAAUGGCCAUUAAAGUAUACAUAAUGACGUAA